Messenger RNA from Arvicanthis niloticus (Nile rat), 934 nucleotides. Its product is annotated as tyrosine-protein phosphatase non-receptor type substrate 1-like. NCBI's taxonomy places the organism in Eukaryota, Metazoa, Chordata, Mammalia, Rodentia, Muridae. The record is from RefSeq and is a predicted model, not a curated record.
AUGCGUCUCCUAGAUUCCUGGACCCACAUCCCUCACAGUGUCCUGCUGUUGAUCCUACUGCUGGGAUGUAAAGGAGCAGCCAUGGAAGAGCUGAAGGUGAUCCAGCCCAAGAAAUCAGUUUCUGUUGGUGCUGGAGGGUCAGCCACUCUGAAUUGCACAGUGACAACUCUGGCCCCUGUGGGGCCCAUCAGGUGGUUCAGGAGUUCAGGACAGAGUCGACACUUGGUAUAUUCUUUCACUGGAGAAUACUUCCCCAGAGUAACACGUGUUUCUGAUACUAUAAAGAGAGACAACCGAGACUUUUCAAUACGCAUUAGUAAUGUCACUCUUGCUGAUUCGGAUACCUACUACUGUGUGAAGUUCCAGAGAGGAACAUUAGACCCUGACAUUGAGAUUCAGUCUGGAGGCGGCACUGAGUUGUUUGUAUUUGGAGGAGCUAUGAAAGAGCUGAAGGUGAUCCAGUCUGACAAAUCCAUUUCUGUUGGUGUUGGAGGGUCAGCCACUCUGAAUUGCACAGUGACAUCUCUGACCCCUGUGGGGCCCAUCAGGUGGUUCAGGAAUGUAGGACAGAGUCAACACUUGAUAUAUUCUUUCACUGGAGAACACUUUCCCAGAGUAACAAAUGUUUCAGAUACUACAAAGAGAAACAACCUGGACUUUUCCAUACGCAUUAGUAAUGUCACUCUUGCUGAUGUGGGUACCUACUACUGUGUGAAGUUCCAGAAAGGAGCAUUAGACACUUACAUUGAGAUUCAGUCUGGAGGCGGCACUGAGCUGUUAAUACUUGAACUGAAGACAUCAGGUAUUGCUAAAAUCCUUAUAGCUGUGCUUCUCGGACCCAAACUACUUCUGGUAAUUGCUGCCACUGUCAUUUACAUGUACAAGAAGCAAAAUGCCUGAAUGCACCACCCAGACAUUGACAGUUCCAGCAUUA